UUUUUUACCACCUCCCACGUCGCGAAAGAGAGAAAGUGAAUGAGAGAGACAGAGACAGAGGCAGAGACAGAGACAGAGACAUACAGAGAGAGAGAGAGACACACACACAGAGAGAGAGAGAAACAGAGAGGAAAAAAGAGAGGGAGUGAGAUAGAGAUCCCUCCCCCACCUCGCUCGCAUCUUUUACCCGACGAUAGCGCGAGAGAAACAGAGAACCACACAGACAGACGGACGGACAGACGGACAGACAGGCUGACUGACUGACUGACUGACUGACUGACUGACUGACUCCAGACUAUUCUCAGAUAGAGACGAGUCUCCAUCUCCAUCUCCAUCUCUGCCCAACGUCAACGCGGCGCCGAUCCCCGCCCCUCGCACGCUCUCUGCCGCGCAUCCAUCUUAUCCAGUCAGUUCCCUUUUUGGGCAUCCGGGCGCAAAGUGAGAGGGAAGAAAACCGACAUUUCGCAAGUCUCCAACAAACCUCGAAGCUCGAUCUACCUUACCUAACUUACCUACCUACCUACCUACUCUCGCCUCGGACGGGAUUACCUACCACCACCCCUCGCCAUCCCGCACCUUUUCUUCCUCCCAACCCAACGACAUACCCGGAUCCCGGCCACGAACGCGAACCAACGACAAAGUACCUUGUUUCUCUUGUCCCGACUUUCACACCAACCUGCGGAUACAGGAUCCCCCUUCCUUUCCCUUCCUCUCCCCCUUCCGCCUACAUACACACACACAGUACAAGAUACACACCGCGCGACGUGCUGCCUAGGUACGCUGCAUACAUAGCAUAGUGUACGGUACACACACGCCGCCGUCAACUGUCGACCGUCGACCGUCAACUGUUCGUCAGGAGAGGAACGGCUCAGGCCCAGGCUCAGGCACAGACACAGACAGGCACACUCGACCUUUCUUCCAAACACGGCGAGCUUCUCCCAUUGCUUGCCGUUGCGCCGCCUGCUCCCCUCCCCUCCCCUCCCCUCCCCUCCCGGGAUUCAGAUCAGAUACACCACGGACACCAAACUAUCCAUACACACAACAUACACAUCAUACAUACCUGUACACACACAUAUACAAGAAACAACACACACGCCCCCCAACCAAACUCAACCUGGCCCCUCCGUUUUCACGUCCGGCCUUCUCAACUCACUCAGUCACUCACUCACACAGGCUACCUACCUGCUUGUUUGAUUGAUUGCUUGAUUGCUUGUCCCCCUCGCCUCCUAACCCAUUCUUCUCCCCUAACCCCCUUCCUCCUGGUCUCCUCUCACCAUCCCCGCCACCUACCUCCCGUCUGCGUCGCGUUGCGUUGCGUUGCGUUGCCCUGCGCUGGCCCAAGUAACUGGACAUUGACUGGACCGGACCGGACCGGACCAGGCAAGGUCCUGACUGACUGGGACUUGCGACUGGGACUGCGACUGGGACCAGUUACUCUCCUCCGAGUUGCCCAUAGCUUGUCCAUGGCCGCCACCUGCUCCUCCUUUCCCUCCGCUUCCUCCUGCUCCCACUCCCUCCUCUCGGAUCCGGCCUGACCCUAUUUUCUCUUCGUCUCUUGUUUUUUAUUUUAUUUUUCUUUCAUAAACAUUGUGUACGCAUGUACAUAUAUAUCCAGCAUGGAUCCUCCGGGGCAGCCUGAUAACAAACGCCCCCGUCUGUCGAGUACCAACUCGUGGUCACCGCAGCAUCAACAACUACCGCCACUCCACCACCCGCCGCCGCCGCCUCCUCCUCCGUCCUCCUCGCACCCGUCGACGCCUCACCAGGCCCAUACUCUGCCGCCUCAUCACCCCUCGCAGCAGCAGCAGCAGCCCGCCCCAUAUAACAACCACCAGCCGCAGCCGCCCUAUCCUCCUCGGUCCGUCGAGCCUCACCACCCUUCCCACGCGGCGCCCCAACACCAUCACCCCGACGACCGACGACACCAUGACCAAGAGCCUCCCUACGCGCCGAUGCAGGACCACUACCGACACCCGCCCUCGCCUGCCCACCCGCACUACCCUCCCUACCACAACAACAAUAACAACAGAGACCCCGGAAGCGUGAAGAGGGAGCCGCACGAAGAGAACCUUGCCCACCCGCGACGCCCGCACUCGACCGGCGGCGGCGCGCCGCCAGACGGCCUACCUCCCCCGCCGCACUCGGCGCCGCCUCACCCUUCUCACCAACCUCAUCAACCCUACCCCGACGACUCGAGACGACACAUGAGCUACGACAGCGGGCCUCAGCAGAUGCCCCCCACGCCGGGGGGCUAUCGAGGCAGCUACCCCCCUCCGCCCAUGGCCCAAUCCCAGCCGCCACCGCCGCCUCCUCCCCAGCACUACGAACAACCGCCUCAGUACCAGGCUCCUCCAGAGUCCAUCUAUAACAAUAUCCAAUACUCGUCCACCGCGAAGCGCAAGGCGACACGAGCCUCCCAGGCUUGCGAUAGCUGUCGACAGCUCAAGGCGAAAUGUGAUGAAACCAAGCCUUGCAAAAGUUGCAGAGAGAAGGGUGUCGAGUGUAAAUAUCGCGACCCCAUCCCAAAGGCCAUCGACAAGGGACAGACCGACAUCCUCGAGGCCAUCUCCGAGAUGAAGUGCUCCAUGGAGGCCAAGAUGGAGGCCAAGUUCGAGGCCCAGAUCGAGGCCCAGCAGCGGUGGAUGAAGAAGUUGGAAAACACGCUCAAGAUGCACAACAUCAAGAUCGAACCCGAGAUGCAGCCGGCAGACCACUCGCCUAUCCAUCAGAAGUCCAUUGUAAAGUCGCCAUCGCCCGUCGCCGCCGCUGACGCCGACACCGCCGCCGCCGCGCCCAUGCUCGAGAGGUAUCCCGCGCCCGAUGUGGACAUGGACGAGCCGCAGCCCAUGGCCGUGGGCGAGACGGACCUGCCCCAGCAGAUGCACGAUGCCGAAGAUGCCGAUGAACAUAUGCCUCCAGGAGAACCCGUGGCACCGGGCGCGCCGUCCAUCCCCGCCAACCACACUACCCGAGCCGACAUGCUGUUAUCGUGGCCAGGCAUCAAGGAGAUGACCCAGGGGGUCUUGGAGAGGGAGGGCGUCAGGUACCCCCAGGAGUAUCCCAUCGCCCAGGAGGAGAAGCGCGGAGUCUUGCGCCUUUACGGCCGAGGCGAGGGCAGCGGCCAAGAGAAAACGACCCCAGCUACCAGUGCUACGGCCGCCGCAUACGAACGGAGCAACGCCGCCGAGGCGUUUGGCACUGUCGACGCCAUCGACGACAACUUUUCCGAGACGGGCAACUCGCCCUCGCCGGGGGAGGCUUGGGGCCAGGUCGGAGGGCUCAGUCCGCCCACGAGCGUUGGCUACACCAGCGGCACCCUCGUCGGCGACGGCCAUCCGGACUUCUCCGAAGAGACGGUCAAGUCGUACGUGCACAGCUUCGAGAAGCACAUCCUCAGCCUGCACCCCAUCCUGCCGCUCGGCGACCUGAGGAGCCUGGUCAAGCGCUUCUUGGACAGCCUCGCGCAGACCGAGAAGAAGACAAAGCCUUCGGCUCCCGGCGUCGCCAAGUUCGUGCCGCCGGCAAACUUCUCGGAAAUGUCAAACAAGCGGAAGCGCUCGCCCGCAGGCGACCAGCCCGACGAGCCUGCUCCGCUGCCCAGGAAGCCCGGCCGGCCGCACAGGACCAUCGAGAACGCUCUCGUCUUGGUCAUCCUCGCCCUCGGCAAGAUCUGCCAGCACGAAUCCAAGAUCCCCGACCUGCCUCGAGACUUUCCCGAGCACAACCACAACUCGCCGGCCAACCGGAACGGAUACCCGUCCUCGCCCGGCGCGCAGGCAUCACCCCCUUCCUACUCGGCGCACUCGCAGUCCUCAGGGCUGCCUUCGCCCAAGGAGCAGAACAACAGCCUGCCGAGCCGCCGGCACUCCAUGCAGGGCACCGGCGCCCUCAAGACGGGCCAGUCCCUGAGGCGCAACUACGACAUCAUCCCGGGGCUGGAGUACUUUGCCUACGCCUCCGACAUUAUGGGCAAUCACAUGGCCGGAUGGACUAUGAAGCACGCGCAGACCUUCAUCUUUGCUGGUCUGUACUACGGCCAGCUGGGUCGGGUUCUGGAGAGUGACGCCAUGUUCUUCAACGCCGCCCGAUCACUGAACAUGAUUAUGCGCCGCGACAUGAGCCGCUUCUUUAAGAUGGGAGUGUAUAAUCCUCCGGAAAAGAAGCGAGACAACCUUACUCUCCUCGCGUUCUGGAGCUGCCUGCAGUUGGAAAACGAUAUCAUUGCGGAGCUUGAACUCCCACGGUCAAGGUGUCAGGACUAUGAAGAACAGAUGCCAUGGCCCAACAUGGCGCUCAUGGACCCCGACUUCUCGGUCCGUGUCCGCGACUCUUACAUCGGACAGCUGUACCUGCGCAAGACGCUCAACACCAUCCACACGUUGCUGUACGAUCCCAAAGAACAACACGUAUCAGUGUACGACAAGAUGAGAAAGGUCCAGGCCCUGGAGCAACAACUGCGAAGCAUGACGUGGGUUUCCAAUGACUUUAGGUUCAAAGAGGAAGACCCCCCCGCGACCGACCUGCUUGACGCGAGACUGCGCGCCAAGUACUGGGGCGCCCGGGUCAUCAUCUACCGGCCCUUCAUCAGGUUCAUCCUGGAGGUCUCGGAGAGGCUCAAGCAACGAUCUGACGACUCGGGUAUGCUGAACAAGGAAAACGUCGCCGCCAUCGGCGUCUUCAACCCGCACGACGCCUCCGCACUCGUGGGACACGGCUCUCACGGCAUCCGCGGACACGACGAGCUCGACCCGGAAGUGAAGGCUUGGGCCGAGAGAGGCAUCAAGGCCCUCAUCCAGAGCACCCGGGCCUUCCACGGCGUUGACAGCAAGCGACUCCUCGUGACCAACAUCUUUGGCACAGCACAUGCGCAAUGGGGCAACCUAUUGAUCUUGGCCGCCGCUUACAAAGACCCUUACCUCCAUCGCCUCAUCGAACGGACGCAGCUGCAGGAACUCUUCAGGAAGACCAUUGACAUGCUCAACAUGCACGCCCAAUCCUCCAGCGCGCUGGCCAUCGACAUGCAUAUCCUGCAGCACAUCGAGAAGGAGCUCUUCUUCAACGAGCCCAGGGUCAGCUCCGGCAGCUUCUCGAGCUCGGCCAGCAUGACGGGUCCAACCAUCCCGCCGCCGCCUCCGCCGCCGACUCACCACAACCAGGGCCCGAUGUCCAUGUCCUACGCCGUCGAGCCCAACCACCACAGCGCCCACAACUCCCCGAGUCAGGGCCCCCGUAUCCUGAGCAACGGAUCGGGCCACCCGCCGAACCACGGCCAGAGCUAUCACGGCCACGCGGUAUACCCCACGCAGCCUGGCCAGCAGCCUAUGCAGAUGUAGACGGGGCAACCCAUACGCGGAAGUCGAAACGUACACGAUAAAGGCCUGCGUGCGACGACGAAAGAGAUGUCAGCCGAGGUCGGAUGGACCAGUCACCUCAUGGGAAAGGAGCCGGGUUGGCUAUGGGGAGAACGGGAUAACUAAUUGGGAGGAAAACCGGACACGAACCUGAUGAUACGGGCCAGGGGUGUCUCUCCCCGCUCCUGGUCACGAACCUCUCUUCAUACCCAAACAACAUCGUCAUCAUCAUCAUUAUACAUGAACCGGCGUUUUUGUUUCAUUUUGCGAAUUCGAUUCACUUCUCGUAUCUACUUUCGAUCUCCCCGGGGCGAAAACAACCUCGACUCGACAAGAUUGACGACGCAUGGCAAAGACAUUCUUUAGGCCACACCUGUCUAGGGUUGCCGCCGCUCGGUCUGUCGUUGCCAGGAAAGCCCGACAAUCAUUGGGGGGGGACCGAAGCAAGGAUU
Messenger RNA from Colletotrichum destructivum, 5803 nucleotides. Its product is annotated as Putative zn(2)Cys(6) fungal-type DNA-binding domain-containing protein. The transcript is spliced from 6 exons. The coding region runs from base 1617 to 5333 and encodes 1238 amino acids. Gene Ontology annotation, biological process: regulation of DNA-templated transcription. The record is from RefSeq and is a predicted model, not a curated record. Lineage: Eukaryota; Fungi; Ascomycota; Sordariomycetes; Glomerellales; Glomerellaceae. Gene Ontology annotation, molecular function: DNA-binding transcription factor activity, RNA polymerase II-specific; zinc ion binding.